GACCAACAGAAAGAUACCUUACUUCUGAUGUUGAUGGCAUUUGAGUUUAUCCGUGCCUCGGGAACUUUUUAAUAGACAGAUAAAGUUUACUAUUGCGAGCUCUUGCAUGUUUUUUUUUUAUUACUCUUCUUCUGCCUUUGUUGAUUUGUUGUAUGUAUAUAUUUGCUUGCGUCUCUGAACAACGUUGACAUUAUGCCUUCCGCCGACUUCAUUAAUGUUAAAGCUCAACCAGUUCUGGAGGAUGAAGAUCAGAUAGCUCGUACAAGAUGUACCAAACCUUUAGUAAACAAUGGAUUAUUGGAUCAAUACGAACAUUCGGAUCUUACACCAGUAAUUGGACGAGCAUUUGAUGAGAAGACCCAAUUGAAGGACUUUCUUGCACCGACUAUUCCUGAAGAAUUACUCAAUGAUCUCGCAUUAACAAGUAUGUUUGACAUAUACUCUUGGUUGAUAGAAAGCAAUAUUGAUGAGAGGAUUAGUCUCCGAUCGUGGUGUGGUUUUCUUCCGAAAUCAAGAUAUUACUCCUGAUCAAAUGAAAGCUGUCAUUGAACGAAUUUCCAAAGCAGCUGGUUCUGUGAGUUCCUCCCUUUACAUUAAUAAAAUUCUACAUCCAUCUGUCUCAUACCUUGUCAAAUCCAAUUUCCCCCAUCAUCUAACGUUUCCCCAGCCUGAGUCCUCUACCCUCCACAUCCAUCCCCUUACGGAACAAUCCUCCGAACUGGGCGACCAAAUAUCCGUCAUCUCUUCUGCCAAACAAGCUAAAGGAGGUGGUUUAACCCACCAACUCUCUGAUGUAUCUCGGUUUGCCAGUACCGGCUGGCACGCAGACAUUACUUUCGAACGAGUACCUUCCGACUAUGCCAUGUUGAAAAUCCAUACUUUGCCAGAAACAGGCGGCGAUACCCUUUGGGCUUCUGGAAAUGAAAUCUAUGAGCGCUUGAGCCCGAAGAUGAAAGAGGUACUGGAGGGAUUGACGGCAACGCAUGAUGCGAACUUUUUCCAUGAGGAGGCGAGGAGAUUAGGACAGGAUAUCAGGGAGGAUAUGAGGGGAAGUCCUCUGAAUAUCGGGAAGGAGUUAAGCGCCAUUCAUCCUGUUGUUAGGACAAAUCGUAUGUUACUCCCACCUGCUUCUGUUUUCUUUAUCUUUUCCUCAUUAGCUUUCCAUUUCUCGAUUAUCAUUCCACCCCUCUGGCAUAUUCCGUCCAUUAUUAACGUCCAACAGCUGUAACCGGCAAAAAAUCCCUCUUCAUAAAUCAAGGUUUCACAAGGCGUCUUCAUCCUCUCACCAAAGAUGAAUCGGAUCUUUUACUUCCAUGGUUAAAGAAUUUGGUGCCUUUAAAUCAUGAUGCCCAAGUUAGAUGGAAGUGGAGCAAGAAUGAUGUGGCGAUUUGGGAUAAUAGAAGUAAUUGGCAUUGUGCUACUUAUGACUAGUGAGUUUUCGUCUUUCAUUUGUGGUGUAUACGGAGAUAGGAAGGUAAAGGAUGGAGAAUGGUAAAAUGAUGGGAAAGGGUCCUAUGAUGGAUAAAACUAAUGAUUUGUGUUUUAGUGCGGAAGCGAGAGCAGGUGAUAGAGUUUGUAGUCUAGGGGAGAAGCCAUAUUUGUAAAAGUGAAAUCGACAAGAACUCGGUAUGGACGAUAAAUGGGAACGAAAGAUGCGGUAUGAAAAGAUGUGUCAUGAAAGUAGACUGAUGCCAUUUACAUAUCGAUCUUAUCGUCGUUACCCCUGGUCGUGAGAUCAAUUCACUAGCCGUUGGGUGUUAUACUAGUCGUAUUAACGAGAUAAAAUACUAUGUAUAUACUCGGGCUAGUCUUUAAUGAGGGCCGGAGGCUUAAAGAAGCAUAUUUUCACAUCAAAAAUCAUAUAUUUCAAAAAUUUCUAUAAAUUCAAUAGAUAAUUAUAUAUAUUUCAAAUUUCAAAAAUAUAAUAGAUAUUUAUCAAAAAUUUAAUAUCUUAUUAUUUUUAUUUAUUUUAUAUCAAAAUAU
Molecule: messenger RNA, 1983 nt
Organism: Sclerotinia trifoliorum
Lineage: Eukaryota; Fungi; Ascomycota; Leotiomycetes; Helotiales; Sclerotiniaceae
Source: the annotation of a GenBank genome assembly